Molecule: messenger RNA, 5169 nt
Organism: Globicephala melas (long-finned pilot whale)
Lineage: Eukaryota; Metazoa; Chordata; Mammalia; Artiodactyla; Delphinidae
Source: RefSeq, a predicted model, not a curated record
CCCGCCUGCUGUGUCACCUCUUGAAUCCCACUGGACGGAGGUCUUUCUCCCCACCUCUGCCUGGGCUGCCGGCUGAACAUCGACUCCCAAGGGCCCGCGGAACAAGAUGUUUGCCAGGGUCUCCCAAGGGGUCGCUCAGCGACCAGCACAUUCUGUUCAUUAAAAACAAGAACUAUAUGUAACGUGAUGCCCGUAGUUGAUGACUCUAUUGUAUAAUUGAAAUUCACUAGGAGAGUAGAAUUGAAAUGUUCUCACCAAGAAAAAGUAAAUAACGUGUGAGCUGAUAGAUGUGCUAAUUAACUAGGUGGGAGGAAGCCUUUCUCAGUGGAACGUGUAGUACACUUUCAAUAUUUUACCGUUUUAUUUGCUGAUUAUACCUCAAUUAAGCUGGAAAAGAAAUAGGCUGAACCUGAGACGGCAAGGGUCCGGGGAGGGCGGGUCUGGCUGAGGCUCUGCGGGCCCUGCCUGGAGCUGGUUAGAGCACACAGGUGCCCAGCUUGAAACACAGCCCCACCCCCCCAUGCCAAAAAUGGGGCACAGAUGGCGGCCAAGUCCCAGACCACGGUAUUUCCACGUGGCUGUUACGCAGAAGCAGAUCACUGGCGGGAGGGCUGCUGCCUGGUUGUCUGGUCUCCUGGGGCCUGGGUGCAGAGACCAUUGGUGAUGCUGGUGCACCAGCCCUUUGGGUGCUCGGGGCCACUCUGGUCCACAGCCACCAGCUGGAAAGUGGCCCAGGCAGGAUUUGGGCCCUUCUGCGGCAUCCAUCCUGGGAGAGAAGCUUCAUCUCCUCCAUCCCCCAGAAGCCCCCCAGUGCCCACGCCAUGAAGGAGGAGGCCUUUCUGCGACGACGCUUCUCACUGUGUCCGCCCUCCUCCACCCCUCAGAAAGUCGAUCCCCGGAAACUCAGCCGCAACCUGCUCUUGGGUGGAGAGAAUGAGCUCGACUCUCUGGGUCCAGGGAAGGACAUGGAGCCCAACAGCCCAUCGCCGCCCAGAGAUGAAGGGCCCCCGACCCCAGGCUCUGCCACGAAGGUGCCACCGCUCCUUUCAGCCGCAUCUGGUGGAAAGCUGGGCGGCAGGGAAUCGGCAGAGGGUUCAUUCACUCAUUCACUCAUUCAUCCAUUCAUCCAAGAUGCUCACCGAGCUCCCAGCCGCUGGUGCCAAGGGGAUGCUGGGAUGAAGCCGAGCCCAGUGGAGCUCUCGACAGCGGAAUACAGGCUGUGCAAUGGGUCCGACAGGGAAUGUGUAUCCCCGACAGCCAAGGUCACCAAGAAGGAAGCUCUCAAGGCACAGAAGGAGAGCUACCGCCAGGAGAAGAAGCGCGCCACCAAGCAGCUGCUCAGCGCCUUGACAGACCCCAGCGUAGUCAUCAUGGCCGACAGCCUGAAGAUCCGUGGGACCCUGAAGAGUUGGACCAAACUGUGGUGCGUGCUGAAGCCGGGGGUGCUGCUCAUCUACAAGACGCCCAAGGUGGGCCAGUGGGUGGGCACGGUCCUGCUGCACUGCUGCGAACUCAUUGAGAGGCCCUCUAAGAAGGACGGCUUCUGCUUCAAGCUCUUCCACCCGCUGGACCAGUCCGUCUGGGCUGUGAAGGGCCCCAAAGGUGAGAGCGUGGGCUCCAUCACACAGCCCCUCCCCAGCAGCUACCUGAUCUUCAGGGCCGCCUCCGAGUCGGACGGCCGCUGCUGGCUGGACGCCCUGGAGCUGGCACUGCGCUGCUCCAGCCUCCUGCGACUCAGCACAUGCAGGCAGGGCCGCGACGGGGAGCCCGGGUCCUCGCCAGAUGCAUCACCCUCCUCGCUCUGUGGGCUGCCCGCCUCGGCCGCCGUCCACGACCAGGACCUGUUCCCACUGAACGGGUCUUCCCUGGAGAACGACGCUUUCUCGGACAAGUCAGAGAGAGAGAACGCUGAGGACUCAGAUAAGGAGACCCAGGACCGCAGGCGGAAGGCCGAGAGCGGGGGCGAGCCGUCGGAGGCCCCGGGGCGCCCCGCGCGCAGAGGGACCACGUACGUGGUACAGGAACACGAGGACCUGGGGGAGCUGGGCGAGGCAUCGCAGGUAGAGACGGUGUCUGACGAGAACAAGAGUCUGAUGUGGGUCCUGCUGAAGCAGCUGCGGCCGGGCAUGGACCUGUCCCGCGUGGUGCUGCCCACCUUCGUCCUGGAGCCCCGCUCCUUCCUCAACAAGCUCUCCGACUACUACUACCACGCCGACCUGCUCUCCAGGGCCGCACUGGAGGAGGACGCCUACAGCCGGAUCAAGCUUGUGCUGCAGUGGUACCUGUCCGGCUUCUACAAGAAGCCCAAGGGGAUCAAGAAGCCCUACAACCCCAUUCUGGGGGAGACCUUCCGCUGCUGCUGGUUCCACCCCCAGAACCACAGCCACACCUUCUACAUAGCUGAGCAGGUGUCCCACCACCCCCCCGUGUCCGCCUUCCACGUCAGCAACCGAAAGGACGGCUUCUGCAUCAGCGGCAGUAUCACAGCCAAGUCCCGGUUCUACGGGAACUCACUGUCAGCUCUGCUGGAUGGCAAGGCCACCCUCACCUUCCUGAACCGGGUGGAGGAUUACACCCUUACCAUGCCCUACGCCCACUGCAAAGGCAUUCUCUACGGCACCAUGACCAUGGAGCUGGGCGGCAGAGUGACCGUCGAGUGUGAGAAGAACAACUUCCAGGCUGAGCUGGAAUUCAAGCUCAAGCCCUUCUUCGGGGGCAGCACGAGCAUCAACCAGAUCUCCGGGAAGAUCACAUCGGGCGAGGAGGUCCUGGCGCGGCUCACGGGACACUGGGACAGGGAAGUGUUCAUCAAGGAGGAGGGCAGAGGAGGCGCCGAGCUCUUCUGGAACCCGAGCGAGGAGGUCCGCGGGCAGCGGCUGAAGCGGCACACGGUGCCUUUGGAGGAGCAGACAGAGCUGGAGUCGGAGCGGCUCUGGCAGCACGUCACCAGGGCCAUCAGCGAGGGUGACCAGCACAAAGCCACACAGGAGAAGUUUGCCCUGGAGGAGGCACAGCGGCAUCAGGCCCGAGAGCGCCAGCAGAACCUGGUGCCCUGGACGCCGCAGCUGUUCCACCUGGACCCCACCACCCAGGAGUGGCGCUACCGAUACGAGGACCACAGCCCCUGGGACCCCCUGAAGGACAUUGCCCAGUUUGAGCAAGACGGGGUCCUGCACACCCUGCAGCGGGAGACCAUGGCCGGCCAGACCACCUUCCUGGGCAGCCCGGGGCCCAGGCACCAGGGGUCUGGCCCCGACCGGCGGCUCCGCAAGGCCAGCGACCAGCCGUCUGGCCACAGCCAGGCCACCGAGAGCAGCGGCUCCACGCCCGAGUCCUGCCCAGAGCUCUCUGACGAGGAGGAGGACCGUGACUUCGCUCCCGGCUGCAAGAGCCCGUGCCCUCGGUGUGGGAAGGAAGCGUGGCGGCUGCAGUUGCUGCACGAGGGGAUCCUGUCCAUCCGGGAGGCCCAGCAGGAGCUACAUAGGUGGGCCAUGCUCGGGGGUCCAGCCGGGGCUCCGGGUCAGAGAGCAGGAGAGCCAGAGCCGGCGGGGGGUGAGGGCAGGCGUUCACCUGCACUGUCACUUGGGCUAGAACCCUCAGGACUUCAGCCAGUCUGGCUACUGGGCGAGGACAGGGGACCUCCUGGGUUCUGCCCUCUGCGAGGGGCGGGCAGGGCAGAACGCGGCGUGUGAACAGGCUGAGCUGGCAAGGAGGAUGCUGGGUCUGGCGGGGGCUUGAUGGAGUCCAGGUGAACCAGGGCAGGGCUGCCCGUGCUUGUGGCGGGUGGAGCAGACAGAAGCUGGAAGGAGGUGCUGCCAGCACCGGCUCCCCCGAGGAUGCCUCCUACCGCCCCGCGGUGGCCCCAGCUCCAAGAAUAGUGGGUCCUCGGGAACAGCUGGGUGAGUCAUCACGGGGAAGACUGGGAACACACUCUAUUUGCCGGCACCAGGAGGCAGAGCCCUGCUUGCCAGCUCUGCCCCAGAGCCAGGCUCCCGGCUCCAGCAGGGCUGCAGGACUCCCGGCCUGUGGGACCUCGGGCUGUCCCUGCCUCAGUCUCCCCAUCUGUGAACUGGGGUGACAGCAGUGGCCCUGGGGCGGGAAGAGGAUGGAGCAGAGGGAUGAGCUCUGUGCCUGGCACCCAGCGAGCACUUAACCAGCUGUUAGCAUCGGAGCCACCCUCGGAAGCCUAGAAUUUCAUGCCUGUGACCCACCCAUAUGCGGCAUAGAGGCGUUUCACACCGUUUUAGCACCCCACUCCACUGCAGGCUGUGUGGGGCUGAGAGAGGGAGAGGAAUGCUGUCUCCAUGGUCAGGGAGGGCUUCCUGGAGGAGGAUGCAGGUGGGCAGGGAGGAGCUGCAAAGGGGGAGAGCAGAGGCCAGCACUGAGAGCAGAGGGCACCACAGGUGGGCCGCUGUCGGGAGAAGGGCGAGUCAGGUGAGGGGGCGGAGAUGGUGGAGCUGAGCCCAGAGGCCGUGGGAGCCGGGGGGGGGGGUGUCGGGGUGGCCAUCUAGCACCACAGGAGGAGACUAGCUGCGAGGCGGGUGGCUGGGAGAACCGCCGGAAGCUUCUGCUGAGGUCCAGACACACACUGACGUCAGAGUCCAGGGCGGGGCUGUGGGUUUCCUGGGCUGCCAUACAGAGUACCACAGGGAAGCAGCUUCAACCACAGACAUUUACCUCUCCCAAUCCUGGAGGCUGGCAGUCCAAGAUCAGUGCAGGGCUGGUUCCUCCUGAGGCCUCUCCUCGGCGUGUAGACGGCCGUCUUCUCCCUGGUCCUCACGGGGUCGUCCCUCUGUGUGUGUCUGUGUCCUGACCUACUCUUCUUAUAAGGACAGCAGUCCUACGGGAUUAGGGCCCAUCCUAGUGGCCGCAUUUUACUUUAUUCACCUCUUUAAAGGUCACAUCUCCAAAUACAGUUGCAUUCUGGGGCGCUGGGGGUCAGGAUUCCAACAGAGGAUUUUGGGGGACACAGUUCAGCCCAUAACAAUGGAGGUGGGAGGGAGGAUGUAAGAGGCCCAGCUCCCCCAGCCUUGACCCCCCUCCCCGGAAUGUGUGCCCAGGAAGCGCAGUGCAGCCACUGGGCCCUGGGUCCCUCCCCCCCUUGCACCCCGGGGCAGGGACGUGCCACCCUGCCUGGGCUGGCCCCAGCUGAACUGCGGUGCCCUAUCA